Molecule: messenger RNA, 1749 nt
Organism: Pyrgilauda ruficollis (rufous-necked snowfinch)
Lineage: Eukaryota; Metazoa; Chordata; Aves; Passeriformes; Passeridae
Gene: ATG5
Product: autophagy related 5
Exons: 7
Coding region: 521-1348 (275 amino acids)
Biological process (GO): autophagy of mitochondrion; nucleophagy; autophagosome assembly
Cellular component (GO): phagophore assembly site membrane; cytoplasm; Atg12-Atg5-Atg16 complex
Source: RefSeq, a predicted model, not a curated record
CGCGGGGCCUGUCCGGGCUCCGAACCCCCCCGGAUCUCAGCGCGGCGCUUGGCGAUGCUGGGGCCCGUCGUGCGGCCUCGGUGACCCCCGGGCCGGUACCCGCCCGGCGGAGAGCCCGGCUCGUUUCGGUGCUCCGUCUGCGGACGCGGGCUCUGCCCCCGCGCCGCGGCCUCGCGGGGUGCCGGGGGCUGCCGGGCGGUAACGGGAAGGGACCUUUCGGCUCUGCGGCUGGGGCGUGAUGCAGCCUUAGGAAAUGCUCACUUAUGUUUCGCUCCUUACCCACCAUGUGUUUGUAGUUGGGAACUUAAUUCAUCCCGGUCUUUGUACCAAGUGAUGCAUUUAAUGCCCCGGUGACAGCCUUGGUCAGCCUGCAGGAACGUAGUUAUGGGAGAGCCUUUAACAAGAUGUAUUUUAUUUGCAGUCGUCCUGACUUGUUUUCUCUGGCGGGGGUGGGGAAUGGGUUACGUUUGUAGCUGAAGAAACAGAUUGAUCUACAUGUGCUUCACUGUCCAUUGGAAGAAUGACAGAUGACAAAGAUGUGCUUCGGGAUGUGUGGUUUGGGCGAAUACCGACCUGUUUCACUCUGUAUCAGGAUGAGAUAACUGAAAGGGAGGCUGACCCCUACUAUUUGCUUUUGCCAAGGAUAAGCUACUUGACACUGGUAACAGACAAAGUGAAGAAGCACUUUCAGAAAGUUAUGAGACAGGAGGAAGUUAGUGAAAUAUGGUUUGAAUACGAAGGUACACCACUGAAAUGGCAUUACCCCAUUGGUUUGCUCUUUGAUCUCCACGCAUCAAAUACAGCCCUUCCUUGGAGCAUCACAGUACAUUUCAAGAAUUUUCCAGAAAAGGAUCUUCUACACUGCCAUUCUAAGGAUGUGAUUGAAGCUCAUUUUAUGGCUUGCAUAAAAGAAGCAGAUGCUUUAAAGCACAAAAGUCAAGUCAUCAAUGAAAUGCAAAAAAAGGAUCAUAAGCAAUUGUGGAUGGGAUUACAGAAUGAUAAAUUUGAGCAGUUUUGGGCAAUAAAUCGAAAACUCAUGGAGUAUCCUCCAGAAGAUAAUGGAUUUCGAUACAUCCCAUUUAGAAUUUAUCAGGCAACAACAGAGAGACCUUUUAUACAGAAGCUCUUUCGACCAAUUGCUUCAGGAGGACAGUUGCAUACUUUGGGAGACCUGCUAAAAGAUGUGUGUCCUAGUGCUAUCACCCCUGAAGAUGGAGAGCAGAAGACUCAAGUGAUGAUUCAUGGAAUUGAGCCAAUGCUGGAAACACCCAUUCAGUGGCUAAGCGAACAUAUGAGCUAUCCAGAUAAUUUUCUCCACAUUAGUAUCAUUCCCCGACCUACUGAUUGAAACUCAGCUAUAUUCCUCUGAGGAUCAUUCUCAAGCUGGAAUUCUAAGGGCAUGUCAACUUCUUGCUUCUGUCAGUCUUGACAGAGGCAGCCUGACCAGAAAAAAAGAAACCAACAAAAAGCCGAAACAAAACAAGAAGUCCUCACUGCUGUAAGCCAAACAGGAAGAGAGAUCCUAUCAUCAGAUAAGGGCAAAUGGGCUGAUCUUAUUUUGCAUCACUGCUGCGUUUGUUCACCACUGUAAUUAAAUCAGUUGCGAUAUGAAAGAAUUUACAGGACUUCUGCAAGUCUGCUGUUUUCUUGUAAAAUAUAAUGUAGCUGAAACUGUCAGCCGAAGAGCAAAUGGAAAUAUGCCACUUGAUUGUAUUUCUGAUUAACAAAUAAACAGGGCUGUUUCCUAAA